Onychostoma macrolepis is the source of this 1341-nucleotide messenger RNA. RefSeq lists its product as uncharacterized. The coding region runs from base 171 to 818 and encodes 215 amino acids. The transcript has 2 exons. The record is from RefSeq and is a predicted model, not a curated record. Lineage: Eukaryota; Metazoa; Chordata; Actinopteri; Cypriniformes; Cyprinidae.
AUGAAGUCUUCACAUCUCUAGUCUAUCUAGAUACCCUGAGACCAGCACAGUCAUCACCACACUACACUAGUGGUUCAAAAUCACUGACACAACACUUAGUUGUCCCACCACACAUAGGCUUCUACUCCACACAGAUCUGUGUCAGUCUCUGUUCUCCCCAGCGUGCUAACAUGCCGCAGACUGCAGCCCCCUUUGCCCAAGGGGAAGAUGGGAACACUUGGCUGAGAGGCACGACAGACAGCCUCACCCCCAAGACCCUUGAACUGUUAUUAUUUUUAAUAAUAAUCCUAAUUCUGAGAAGAUUUCUGACACAAGAUUCGAGCCAGAACACCAACCACGAGGAGCUAGUCAAAAUCACCAGCUCCCUAAGCUAUGCCUUCACGACCCAGCUGAAGCUCAGCGACAAGCACAUCACCCAUCUUCAAGAGGAGCUGACAUGUGCUCAACGCCGCAUAAACAAGCUGGAAGUGAAAGUUCAAGAUCAACCCAAAGCACCCAACGAGAGGGAGCAGGAAACAACGGAUCAAGUUAAGGAGCUCCAAGCAGCCCUGACAGCAGCUAAGCUUGACCAACAACAUGCAAAAGCUGUCCAGAAAGACCUGGUAAACAGACUCCAGUAUGCCGAACAGCUACUAGAGAAAGCCAAGAAUGACAUCAGUAACAAGAAUGCUGAAAUCAGUACCUUGAAAGACCACCUUGAAAGGUACAGAACUGAAAUGGACAAUCUGACCCAACAACUAGACGAUACCAACCAUGAGCUCCAUAUGGUCAGAAAAGAACUCAAACAUGCUUAUGAGCAGAAACAAGAGCCAAGGUAAGGGAAACAUCUCUCAGCCUCACCACUGCUGAGCAGAGCCGAGUUCUACGUCCAAGAACUGGUACGCAACGAAAGAAGCGAAGGGCCACAACCUCACCUGCCUUCGCCACAGAACUCUUUCCUGUCAACGAAAGUAAACCCCCCAUCCAAGCAGACCUUGGAGCUGCACUUGGGAUGACUGUCAAAGACCUCGACAAGCUGUUUAAAAACAUCAGCCAGUUCAACCCGAACUCCACAGAGGGCCACACCAUCGAGGCUCAUCUGAAAGAUAUCGACUUUUAUCUAGAAAUGAGAUCUCAUGUGACUGACAGAGACAGGUUGUACCUCCUUAGAGCAACGUCCGGUCCCGAGGACUUGAACAUACUGCCUGUUCUGUGUAUGAAGAGCAUUUACAUAGAGACACUUUGCAUCAUCAGCACAUGCUUCAGUGCUCUGAGAGUGUUUAUAGUGCUGUGAGUUUAACACUUCAUGACUGAGAGCAGAACACAACACAAUCUUCAUCAUCACACAAGACAAAACAACUA